Sporothrix schenckii 1099-18 is the source of this 1494-nucleotide messenger RNA. RefSeq names its product zinc-finger protein CreA/MIG. Gene Ontology annotation, molecular function: RNA polymerase II cis-regulatory region sequence-specific DNA binding. The coding region runs from base 1 to 1494 and encodes 497 amino acids. NCBI's taxonomy places the organism in Eukaryota, Fungi, Ascomycota, Sordariomycetes, Ophiostomatales, Ophiostomataceae. The transcript has a single exon. Gene Ontology annotation, cellular component: cytoplasm; nucleus. The record is from RefSeq and is a predicted model, not a curated record.
AUGCAGCGAGCACAGUCCGCCGUGGAUUUUUCCAACCUUUUGAACCACGACUCUACGCCGUCGUCAACUGCUACGAGCAGUAGCAUCAGCAGUAUGAACCACCAGCUUCAGAACGAGGCGGCCGACGUCGAGAUGGGCUCUGCCGAGUCCACCUCGGGCGCCUCGUCUUCGACCAGCAUUCGCCCCAACGGCCCCGUCCCCAACGGCCAGGGUGCGGACGCAACACCAGAGAUGCCGCGUCCGUACAAGUGCCCGCUCUGUGACAAGGCCUUCCACCGCCUGGAGCACCAGACGCGCCACAUCCGCACUCACACGGGCGAGAAGCCCCACGCCUGCCAGUUCCCUGGCUGCAGCAAGCGCUUUUCCCGGUCCGACGAGCUCACGCGCCACUCGCGGAUACACAACAACCCCAACUCGCGCCGCCACAACAAGGCCUCGCACAUGCCGCAUGCGUCCUACAACCCCACCGCCGAGAGUCUGAUGCCGCCGCCUGCUGGUGCCAAGGCCAUCCGCUCUGCGCCGCCCUCGGCCCUGGGCUCGCCCAACCACAGCCCUCCGCACACGUACUCCUCGUACAGCCUGGCCAAUGGCUUCAAGCCCUCGUUCGGCGGCAGCAGCUCGAGUAACGGCCGUCUCGGCGGCGCAUUUGGCAACACGAGUCCUCAGCAGUCCCACCAGGGCAUGGACAUUGCCAUGCUGGCCAAGGCUGCGCAUCAGGUCGAGCGGGAGACCGUCAUGGCACCUCCUUCGCACUACUCUUCGCCCUCGUCCUCGCGGCACCACAGCCACAGCAAUAGCCACCACCUGCAUCACCACUCGAGCCACCACUCGAGCCACCACGGCAGCAGCAGUCUCCACACGAGCCCGCCUUCGUCGUACUACAACAGCUACCACCACUCGUCGCAGCAGCGCCUGCCCUCGCUGUCCGCGUACCACAUGUCGCGGAGCCACUCGCACGAGGACGGCCACCAGGCUCCGCACGGAGCCAGCAACGGCAACGGCAAUAGUGACGAGCACUUCCAUGCCUACCGUCAUGCCAAGCGCUCGCGGCCCAACUCCCCCAACUCGACCGCCCCGUCGUCGCCGACGUUCUCGCACGACUCACUGUCGCCGACCCCCGACCACACGCCGCUUGCAACCCCCGCCCACUCGCCUCGCCUGCGUCCGUUCUCGAGCACGUAUGAGCUGCCGCCUUUCCGCCAACUGUCUCUGCACUCGCACACGACGCCUGCUCUGGCGCCGCUGGAGCCGCAGCCCGAUUCGUCGAAAUACACGGCGCCCACGCCUGCCAAUGCAACGGCCAAGCCAAGCGGUGGUAUCUCUCUGAGCGACAUUCUGAGCCGCACCGACGGCUCGCAGAGAAAACUGCCGGUCCCGCAGGUUAUGACCAAGGGCGUGCCGGACCUGCUGAUGCCGAGCGACGGUUUCAACCUCAGCGGUCGCAGCUCCUCUUCGAACAGCAUCUCGGGAAGCGACCUGAUGGAGCGGAUGUAA